AUGAUCCUCACCCGCCUCAUCUCCCUAACCAACUUCGGCGUCGCCUCCUCCGCCCUGGCCUUCCAGGUCUUCGUCCUCUACCCGUGGCACCACCAGCUCGACGACGAAUUCAAGUCCCUCAAGGUCGAACACCUCCGCCUCCUCAGCCGGCUCGAUCGCAUCGCGCCCCCGGAAGUGAAGCCAAUCGCCGAAGUGAAACCAAUCGCCGAAGCGAAGCCACUUGCCGCACCGAACUGA
Messenger RNA from Aspergillus puulaauensis, 237 nucleotides. RefSeq lists its product as uncharacterized. The transcript has a single exon. The record is from RefSeq and is a predicted model, not a curated record. NCBI's taxonomy places the organism in Eukaryota, Fungi, Ascomycota, Eurotiomycetes, Eurotiales, Aspergillaceae. Bases 1 to 237 code for a protein of 78 amino acids.